AUGUCGCUAUACAAAUGUGUAUCUUGCGAUGAAUUUAUACAGGCCACCAAGGCGCGUCUAUCAUGCAGUUCCUGCAUACCGCGCAUGACCCUCUGUGCCAACUGCUAUGUCGUGCAGGACUAUCCUCCACCGCAUCAAGACGACACCUCGCAUCCAGUCUCGCUGCACAGGCACAGUGGGUUCCUCCCAGUGCCUCCACCACCCCCACCGCGUGCGCAACCUGUUGGGUCACUGAGCAAUUCGCUUGGGCUUCCGCGACGACGACCCAUAUCGGCAGCUUACAGCGACGUGCCCCCGAGAAAACCUCCUCGCCCGCCUAAACCGGAAAUAACAGGCGAAAACAUUGAUGUGGAAAAUGUGGCCGCUACGCCUCCGUCGUCUGAUCCAUCGCCACCACUAUCUAGACCGAUGGAUCUCCCACAGCAAGGCUCCGAGUCACUCCCGGAACAUCAAUACAAACCGAGUGGCUGGACUCUUCUCCUUGACGACAACAUGAAACCAUCUCCCUCUUUCGUUAGGAUGAUCGAUGAACUUUUCCACCAUUUGGACCGGCAGCGCACCGGGUUUCUCAGCCCAGAGGUUUACUCCGACUAUCUACAGGCUUGUGGAGCACCAGAAAACCACAACAUAUGGAAAUCCAGCUACACCAAAAACGCCAAUUACGGCUACGACAUGGCAGACCGAGAACUCACCGACCACUUCACAGCAUACUCUGUUGGUUUCGUUUUACGCCCUCGCACUCCACCUUCAACCCCUAUCUCUUCUCCUCUAGACCCUCUCUCCUACCUCCCCUCCAGCCAACGCAAUACCCUCUCCCGAUUCAUGCCAUCACAGUCUGCAACAGCAACCUCCCUCUCAGGUGGCCAAAAGCCCAUGCUCUCACACCGAGGCUUCACAGAACUCGCGCUCUACAGCGUGCUCCUGAAUCCAUCAGCGGCAUGGGCCCAGUUCAGUCGUGUGAUGCAGGCAUUCCAAUUACCGGUCUGGACGGAGUGGGGCGAUAUUCCACGCGACAUGCUACCCCUAGGCCCGUAUCAGCCGGAGGUGGAGCGGGUAAGGGUGUUACUUGAGGGCGCGAGAGCUACUGCUGAGGAGGAGGUGGACGCCUUGUACGCGAGGUUGAAGCUCGAGCAGCGCGGAAGGCAGCAUGCGUUGGAUUUGUUGGAUGAUCGGGUUUGGGUUUAUCGGUAG
This is a messenger RNA of Aspergillus puulaauensis, 1191 nucleotides long. RefSeq lists its product as uncharacterized. The record is from RefSeq and is a predicted model, not a curated record. The transcript is spliced from 2 exons. Lineage: Eukaryota; Fungi; Ascomycota; Eurotiomycetes; Eurotiales; Aspergillaceae. Bases 1 to 1191 code for a protein of 396 amino acids. Gene Ontology annotation, molecular function: calcium ion binding.